CCUCCAUCACCACAAGCUCUCCCCCACCCACCCAAACUCACAUAGUAUUUACAAAUAUAUAUGUAUGUAUAUAGCCCAUCUGUUUUUAUGCCUUGAUUAUCUCAUUUAUCCGUUCCAUUCUAUCAUAUCAAUACAUUCGCAUUGCUGUAGUUGCCUAGAGUCUAGUCUGCAAUUUCGAGACACAAUUUGGAUUUUAGGGUUUAUUAUUUUUUGGUCGAUUGGGAUCUUGUAUCGCAUUUGAUAGAUUUUUAUUUUUGUUUCUUAGGAUUGGAUUGGAUUGGAUUGGAUUGGAUUAAUUUGAUCCAAGAUCAAAUUCUUUUUUAUUAGUUUGAGGCUGCCUGAGAUAAGGGAAUACGAUUUCCGGUGAUGUAUUGAUAGAAGCCGUGAUUUUGACUGGUGGUUAAUGGGUAUUCAUGAAAAUUAGGGUUUUUGCAGAACAUGCUCUCUCUGCGACUGAUUCGCAGGUUAGGCGCCGCACACUGUAAUCUCGCCACCGCAGCUGUUUCUUCAUCCGUUGAAAAAAUUAGUUCUGCUAGUAGUAGAGCUGGAAAACCUAGUUCAGUAGAUGAGCCUGCAUUGGUUAAGCUAAAGAAGGAAAGGGACCCUGAGAAAUUGUUCAAUUUGUUUAAAGCUAAUGCCACAAAUAAGAUUGUUGUUGAGAACCGAUUUGUGUUUGAGGACACAGUCUCUAGGUUAGCUGGGGCGGGCCGGCUUGAUUAUAUUGAGAUUUUGCUUGAGCAUCAGAAGACUCUGCCACAGGGUCGUCGGGAAGGGUUCAUUAUACGAAUUAUAAUGUUGUAUGGUAGGGCGAGAAUGACUAAGCAUGCUGUCAAUACGUUUUGUGAUAUGCAUUUGUAUGGUUGUGCGAGGUCUGUUAAGUCGUUCAAUGCUGCUUUGAAGGUAUUGACUGACUCUCGGGAUUUGCAGGCGAUUGAUUGGUUUCUAAAUGAUGUUCCUGGUAGGUUUGGGAUUGUGCUAGAUACAUAUUCUUUUAAUAUUGUUAUAAAGGGUUUCUGUGAAAUGGGUAUACUUGAUAAGGCAUUUCUUGUCAUGGCUGGGAUGGGAAUAUGGGGACUAGAACCUGAUGUUUUUACUUACACCUCGCUUAUAGAGGCCUGUUACAAGUCAAACUGUCCAGAGAUUGCGAACGGAUUGUGGAGCCGGAUGGUUUUAAAAGGGUGUCAUCCAAAUAUUGCCACCUUCAAUGUGAGGAUUCAGUUUUUGGUGAAUAAGGGGCGUACAUGGGAUGCUAAUAAGUUGUUGGAUUUCAUGCGGAGAUUGAAGAGAUCUCCCGAGUUUCCUGAUGAGAUCACAUAUAAUUUGGUGAUCAAAGGUUUCUGCAAAAUGGGAAAUCUAAAAAUGGCUAUGUAUGUGUAUUCUGCUUUUAGGAGUGAGGGCUACAAGCCAAAUCAAAAAAUUUACCAAACCUUGAUUCAUUAUUUCUGUGAAGCAAGAGAAUUUGACAUGGCAUACAACAUGAGUAAACAAAGUAUGGAGAGCAACUGGUAUCCUAGUGUGGGUACCAUCUACAAUCUGAUCGAGGGCCUGGUCAGAGAUGGAAAACUUGAUAAGGCAAAACAUAUCUGUAGUCUUGCUUUGAAAAGGAAACCUCCUUUUAACACGGCUCAAAUUGAAUUUAUGAAAUCCAUACUGUCAAGAAAAUGACCUAUUUUAUUGGAUGGGUCAAUCUUCUCAUAGGGAGGAAAUUGGAUUGAUUAGUUAUGAAGCAAGGUCGAUUGGAGCCUUGCCUUUGAGAUACCACCUCCGAUGACUGCAUGAAAUUUCUUCAGUCUGAUUCUGGUUCUGCCCAAAUUAGUUAUUAUAUUUGAGGUGAUUGCCAGAUGCAUCAGAUGACUCAUGUUUGAUAAUGCUGGAGCUCUAUCAAUUGGUAAAUUGAAGGGCUACACUAAUUUUUUUGAUCCAGCUGUUUGCUGCAUGUUAGUUUAGAAGAAUACAUAGGAACAUAUUAUGGUGGAUUGCCAGAGUGAGCUUGAGGGAGUUAUGAAACAGGGUGGUUAGUUGUUUUGUAUAUGCAUUAAAUCUCUAAGAUAUACCGAUUACCGACCGCACUAGUCUUACGAGCUAGGUUGUAGUAGUGCCUCCGCUUGCUCUGAGCAACUCCCUCCUGCUGAUGUUCCAUAUUGAAUUCUAACCCACACUUGGCAGAUUUAGCCUUGACAAAUUCUUUUGUAACAUGAUUGAGCUCUUGUUUAAUAAACCUCUCAUUUAGCUUGUUAAAGUUGCUCAUUCCUUCAUUUGUUUUGUGUUAGUAUUUGUAACAUUGUUUUGUAAUUUGAUUGUGGAGAGUAAUUGUGAGGCACAAACGUGGAGUAUUUGAUUGAGUCACCUCGAACACCGAAUGCAAGCUUUUUAUGUGUAGUUGUGAGGCAAUGCAAUUCUAUUUAUACAUUAACAAGAACUUGUAGAAGAAAGAAAGAACUACUUUGAUGUUUUUGUCAUUUUUGUAAGCAACACGUUCAUGUAUGUGAUCAUGGAGUUUGAUUCUGGUUAGCUAGAAUAAAGUAGUGUUAGUCAUGAAGAUGUGGACUGUUUUUGCUUGUUCUAUAAACAGGAAAAGCCUGCCCAGAUGGAUAUUUAUGAACCACCAGUUUGAUUUAAGCUUGUUUCCUGUCAGUUUCGAAAUUUCCUUGUAUACUUGUAUCUAGAUGCUGAUUAGAGAUGAUGUCAAAUACGAAAUUUCAAAUU
Salvia splendens (bonfire salvia) is the source of this 2706-nucleotide messenger RNA. Its product is annotated as pentatricopeptide repeat-containing protein At1g80150, mitochondrial. The coding region runs from base 439 to 1665 and encodes 408 amino acids. NCBI's taxonomy places the organism in Eukaryota, Viridiplantae, Streptophyta, Magnoliopsida, Lamiales, Lamiaceae. Gene Ontology annotation, molecular function: protein binding. The transcript is spliced from 2 exons. The record is from RefSeq and is a predicted model, not a curated record.